AUGCAGACACUUUCAGCCUCUUUUGCGGCUGCUGCUGGCGUGUCGCAUGAAAGUCUUCCUAGGCACGUUCCCACCCUCACGUUGCUGAAGCGCAUACUUGUCUUGACUGUGAAGUUAAGCAUUGCUCAGGUUGCUCAAUUUUCGCUUGGAAUAACUUUGCUUGCUGUUGUUGGGAAAAUUGGUGUGAGGGAGUUGGGUGGCGCUUCGCUUGCGAACGGGCUAGUGAACGCCACAGUGUUUGCAUUUGGUGCCGGUUUCUCUGGAGCCCUUGAAACUAAGCUUUCCCAUACAUUUAGCCGUAAUCCAAAGGAUAAGAUGUACGGUGUCUACACUCUGCGGAUGCUCAUAAUGCUCCUCAUCACAUUCGUACUACUUUCUCCGGCUAUCCUUUUCUUGGACAGAGUGCUGGUGGCCAUGGGACAAGAUCCAGCUGUGAUUGACUUCACGGGUGAGUUCUGUCGCUUGUCGAUUUGGGGUAGUUUCUUCGCCAUGUUGCUAGAGCUACUGCGUCGCUACUUCGCGUGCCAGCACCUUUCCACUUCCUUCUCUGUGAGUCUUGUUAUUGGCGCCGUUGUGUACCCCUUUCUCCUUAUUGGACUGGUUAAAGUGAUGGGAUUCUCUGGUGUUGCUGUUGGGUGGUCUCUUCUCAUGAUAUGCACUACCACUGGGUUGGUGCUUUAUGUUGUUGUGACUAAAAAGUAUCUCGCUACCUGGGGCGGUAUUGAGGAUGCAAUCUACCGUAAUUGGGGACCCUUACUUAAGCUUGGUCUUUCAUCAAUGGCUAUGAUGCUCAGUGAGUGGGUCGCACUGGAGAUAAACAGCAUCUGCGCUGGCUUUGGCACGAAAGAGGAAUUAGCUGCUUUUGGCAUUACUUAUCAAAUGUCUGGUAUUUGUUGGGCCAUCACCUCUGGAACAUUUAUUGCUGCUUCUGUGUUAGUUGGUGGAGCAAUUGGUGAGGAGAGACCGAUGUUUGCUCGCCGUCUCGCCAUUUUGUGUUUGGGGACUUCCGUCGCUAUUUCGUUAUGCAAUGUUGCCAUUCUUCUGGCCACUCGGAACCUAUACCCGCGUAUUUUUACCGACGACGAGAAGGUGGUGGAGAUUGUUGGUUCCUUAAUGAACUAUGUGUUUGUUUAUCAUAUUUUCGAUGCGUUUCAGAGCUGCAUGAUGGGCGUGCUGCGUGGGUGUGGAAUGCAGAAGCAAGGCGCCAUUGUUAUCUGUCUUGUCUACUCCGUCGUUGGUGUGCCACUGGGUCUUCUACUUUUCUUUUUCACUGGUUUUGGUAUACAGGCGUUGUGGCUCGGUCCCCUUGUUGGUGCCGCUGUAGUUGGCUUUCCAACGUAUCUGUACAUGAUGAUGCGUUACAUUAAGUGGGAUACGCUGAAACCAUCCGUGGAAGUAUAUGAUGGUGAGUGGGAGGAGAGUGAGGAGAGCGGUGUUUUGGAGGAUGUGGCAAAGGUGAAUGAACCCAUUGGCGCCGAAGGUGAUGUAAUAACUACUUUGUCCAGUAAUGCCCCUACACGUGUUACGACCAACUCUACCGAGCAGGAAGAUGUGAGUCGGCGACACCAGUAA
Trypanosoma brucei brucei TREU927 is the source of this 1572-nucleotide messenger RNA. RefSeq names its product membrane transporter protein, putative. The record is from RefSeq and is a predicted model, not a curated record. The transcript has a single exon. Gene Ontology annotation, cellular component: membrane. Gene Ontology annotation, biological process: transmembrane transport. The coding region runs from base 1 to 1572 and encodes 523 amino acids. Gene Ontology annotation, molecular function: xenobiotic transmembrane transporter activity; antiporter activity. Lineage: Eukaryota; Euglenozoa; Kinetoplastea; Trypanosomatida; Trypanosomatidae.